GAGAAUCGCUGCCGUGGCGGUGGCCGUCGAUCACUCUCAGUGACUCUGCAACUUUGUCCCCGCCGUUGUCCCGUCGGGCCGCCAACAUUGCGGCGAGAACGGGUCGGAAGUGGUUCUGUAUCGCGUUCCGUCAUCCGUAACCUGUACUCUACGCGACCGUCGCCGCCGUUUUCUCGCCGCGGCGCGGUUCCCGAUUCGCGGCCAGUGCCAGUGCCCAUCGCUACGCCCGCGAAAAGCCCCGCACGAAGGAACGCGGUCUCUCUCUCUCCUCCGGGCCGUUUCGAGCAACGGUUACUAGGAUGUGGCGUAUCGGAGGAGAUGGAUCGUAUCACCUCAAAGUAUUGGUUCCCGGUGUGGCUGCAGGAGCUAUUAUUGGAAAAGGUGGAGACACGAUUGCCCAACUACAGAAAGAUACAGGAGCCAGAGUCAAAAUGUCCAAGUCUCAUGACUUCUAUCCAGGAACCACAGAGAGGGUAUGCUUGAUAACAGGCAGUUUGGAAGCCAUAAUGGCAGUUAUGGACUUCAUUAUGGAUAAAAUUCGUGAGAAACCAGAUCUCACGUUAAAAACAACUGUUGAUUUUGAAUCUGGAAAAACCACAGCAGAGAGGGAUAAGCAGGUAAAAAUCCUAGUACCUAACAGCACUGCGGGAAUGAUAAUAGGUAAAGCUGGGAAUUAUAUUAAGCAAAUUAAAGAAGAUUCUGGCUCUUAUGUUCAAAUAAGUCAGAAAGCGAAAGAUGUAUCAUUACAAGAAAGAUGCAUAACGGUUAUCGGAGAGAAAGAAAAUAAUCGUAGUGCGUUAAUGAUGAUAUUAGCAAAAGUGGCGGAUGAUCCACUAAGUGGCACAUGCCCCAACGUUAGUUACGCUGAUGUAAGUGGUCCUGUAGCUAAUUACAAUCCCACAGGCAGUCCUUACGCUCAAGCUCCAACAAGUACUCCCACGUAUACUUCUACAGCCGGCAUUAACACAGUAAGUCUCUUGAAUGGUGCUGGUCUCAAUUUGAACUUGGACUUGGAAGCUGCAAUAACAGCGGGUACAGCACCUGUAAGAACACAGCUGUUGGAACACAUAAAGUUAAAUUUACGGACUAUGGGUUUUGUGGAACCAGCUGCUACCGAAAUUUUAUCAGCGUUUGCGACUCUUGCUAAGUAUAACAUUCUUGGGAUGACCAUCGGGAUGCCUUCCAGUAUGAGUUACCUUGGAAACCCUAUGGACAGUACUACAACAGCGAAUGGCUCCAACAAUAACGGCGGUGUAUUCGGGCCAAUUGGAACGGUUCCUGCUCUCGGAUCCACGUCUCCUACACCACGCAAUACACUUGACAGAUACGAGCCGUUUGAUCCAUUCAGACAAAACAACACAGCCGCCAGUGCUAUUCAUCUAAACAACAAUUCGUUUGGCCUGGGCACUAACCAGAUAUCACUUGUAAGUAAGAGUCCUACACAGGUAGACGCCAACAGCAAGGAGACCAAGAAAGUAGACAUGGAAAUUGCAGAGGUUAUAGUGGGAGCUAUUCUGGGACCCGGUGGUCGUGCCCUCAUUGAGAUUCAGCACCUAAGUGGCGCCAACAUACAAAUCUCUAAGAAGGGCAUGUUCGCUCCUGGUACCAGGAACCGCAUAGUGACUAUCACGGGUUAUCCUAAUGCAAUCGACACUGCUCAAUAUUUAAUUGAGCAGAGGAUCAGCGAAGAGGAGGCAAAACGAGCACGUCAGAAUGCCCUCGCCAGUAUGAUCCAUUGAUUUCAAGUACAGCACUUUUGUUCAUCCCCAUUAUUGAGCUCCGUUAUUCACCUCUUCGCAUCUUGAGAUGAUGCUGCGGUAGCUCUCUUCUCCCUUCUUUAAACACUCGCCCACCACCAACCACCACCUACCACCCGUUGUCAUCUAUCGCUACAUCACUAUAGCGCUUGCAUUCUCACAUCACUGUUCAUGCAUCCAUCAUGGCUCGUCAACAUUUAUCUAUCUUUUAAGAUUAUUACGAUAUAUGAAUAUUAUAUGUUAUAUGAUAACUACUACAAUUGUUCUGUGAUACACCACGUUACGGGGCUUUAUCACGAAUAACACAACACGUACCACAUCAGAGUCACAUAAUAUAUCUAGUUGUAUGGUAUAGCAUAUUGAAAGAUGGCAUGAGUAAAAUCUAUUGUUACAUUAGAGACGAUAUGGCGCAAUUCGGCCAUAAUAUUGUUCUUGGAAGAUGAUCGAGUCGGAGAUGUUAGAAAUGGGUAAUUGUUUCGUUUGUGAAAAACAAAUCUUUUCUUUUUUUGUUUUCUUAUAUAUACAUAUAUAGAGGCAUAAUCUAACUCGAACACACUCUUAGUUACAAGGUCAUACAGAACUCACAAUUGAAUGACUUCAAUCAGAGGAAUUAGCACCCCAUAUAUGUCUACUUACAUUCGUUUUUAUAAAAGAAUUCCGCGACUUAUUGUAUUGAACUGUUCCUUGAACUACGAAAUGAUUAGGCUGUUUUAAGCGACCUUACUCUUGCUUAAAUAUGUACUGUUUGAACACGCUUCUCAAGUACAGAGCAACACCUUGGCAAAACCAAAGAUCUUACAUUUAUGAAGCAGAAAUAACUUGGCUGGAAGAUGAAUAUACAUAUAAAGGAAGAUCUAUUCUACGUAUAAACAUAUAUUUAUAUAUUUACAAUGCUGGCUGGUCCAGCAAAAAUGAAUAACAUAAUAACCUUAUUGCCAAGUUUUAUUCUCAAUCCCAAAGCCUUUAUUUCUCAAAAAUCUUCAUCCAUCUAUAUCUCGUAGCGUUUAGAUUAAUGUACACAGAAAUAUAUUAGCGUCGAGUAUCAUUCUUUCUUACGUAUGCCUUAAGAAUGAAGAAUUUAUUUUGCUAGGAUGCUGGGGGAAAAACCACUCGACUUUAUCAUUUAAAGAAGGUCCUCGAGAGAAUAGUUUCCGUACAGUUAACAAUACGACACUGUAGAUAUACAUCAUACACUAAAACAUUUCGUCUAAUUAUUUUUAGUUUCAAGGUAUAUCAGUUGAAUACAAUUCGAAUUUAAUGCAGUUUUACAUUCGUCGACACUUUUGCCGAGGCAAAGGCUGCGACAUAGAAACCUUGUUUUCGUCAUUCCUUUAUGUUAUAGUUGCACGGAUACAGUUUUUAUUAUCACGUUGAAAUAUUUAUAUUUAUAUACAUGUGUUUUGCAAUAGUUUAAUCAUCAAGUGUCUUUCUUCCUAAUAACAUAUUCGUUUAUCGUUUUCCAAAAAUAUUUUACCGCAGUUUUUAUUAGCGACGUAUAGAUAUUAAUCGAUAAAACACAUAGAAAAGGAAAUGUUUCUCUGUUCAGUAAAUAUUUCUUUUCUGUGCAAUUAUUAAGUACCUUAAGUGUGAAGUAUGAAGAUUGAGAUUAUUUUAUUACACGUGUUUACUCUUACAUAAAGUGUCUGCUGUGGUCGGCAGUCAUGUCAUACAUCCUUGGGUUCUGUAUGAUACUGCUUUAUAUCGGAUUCUAUUUAAGCCAACCAAAUCUGUAACGAUUGCACUUUGACAUUGAAUCAAAUCAUUAGUUAGAAAAUGGAUUUUUAGAUAGAAAUCUUGUUUAUAUUGAUAACCCGUCGAUAUAAAUACAGCUUUUACUCCGUUGCUAGAUGAGAGGAGAAUUUACCAUCUAGUUAUAACAAACGUUUCAAAUCAUUGUUUUUCGUUGGGGGGUAGGUAUUAGGAAGGGGUGAUAUAAGGGAUAGGCGGUAAUCAAUAAUGGGUUUAGUUAAAAUAAUUGAAAACGUUAGCUGUAGCGUCAAAUAAAAUAUAUAAGUGUACAUGAGUACAAUUCAUAGCUGGAGGCGCUGGCUCACCGCUCUUUAAAAUAACUUGUAUAUUUAUAAAUAUCGCAUAACAUGAGUAAUAAUAUAUUACACAGAGAGAGAGAGGGAGAGAAGAGUAAAUAUGUAUAUGUAUAUAUGUAUAUAUAAUAUAUAUAUAUAUAUAUAUGUAUAUACAUGAAAGGUUUGAAUUAGAUUAUUACAGAAAGAGAAUUC
Nomia melanderi (Alkali bee) is the source of this 3994-nucleotide messenger RNA. The record is from RefSeq and is a predicted model, not a curated record. Lineage: Eukaryota; Metazoa; Arthropoda; Insecta; Hymenoptera; Halictidae.